Messenger RNA from Echinococcus granulosus, 132 nucleotides. RefSeq lists its product as hypothetical. NCBI's taxonomy places the organism in Eukaryota, Metazoa, Platyhelminthes, Cestoda, Cyclophyllidea, Taeniidae. The transcript is spliced from 2 exons. Bases 1 to 132 code for a protein of 43 amino acids. The record is from RefSeq and is a predicted model, not a curated record.
AUGCCUGCUGGACAGGACGAAAAGCCACCAAACUUAGUCUUUCUGCUACAACGCUUCACGGAAUUCGAAAAUGUGAAUCAUUUGUUAGCGGGGCGGUUGAAUGCGAAGCCGCGCUUCUUGCACACCACGUAA